Coffea arabica (coffee) is the source of this 3375-nucleotide messenger RNA. Lineage: Eukaryota; Viridiplantae; Streptophyta; Magnoliopsida; Gentianales; Rubiaceae. The record is from RefSeq and is a predicted model, not a curated record.
AUGCAGUUGCCGGUGGGUUUCAAAGCACCCAAAUUUACCAAGUACGACGGAACGGGGAAUCCCAAAACCCACCUUCGGAUGUUUGCAAACAAGCUGGGAAGACCAAUAGACGAUGAGAAUCUGCCAGUACGCUUAUUUCCCGAGAGUUUAGAAGGCGACGCGUUGGAUUGGUAUUCCAAUUUGAAGCCUGAAGAUAUGAAAUCUUGGAUGGAUUUAUCGACUGCUUUUGUGAGGCAGUAUGAAUAUAAUUGUGAGCUCGCUCCGACGAGGACCACAUUGGAGGGGACCAAGAGGAAGCCAUCGGAGGACCAUAAGACAUAUGCGAAGAGAUGGAGGAAAUUGGCCGCCAAAGUGGAGCCGCCUAUGACUGAAAACGAGAUUGUUCGCACGUUUAUUAAAGCUCAUGACCCACCCUACUUUGAAGAGAUUUUCCAGUAUGACGAGUUUAUAAGGGCAGGCAAGAUUGUUAAUGUUUCAGCUUUAAAGUCACAGUUGGAAGCUAUGCAGAGUCAGAGUGGCAGUAGUAAAAAGGCUCAAUUUAAGAAGAAAGAUGAGGAAGCCUCUUUUGUCUGGGACCAGGGUUUUUCUUCUCGGCCUAGAUACCAACAAAAUCCCACCUACUCACCUCGUUACUUAUAUCAACCACACCCACGCCCUGUUUACAAUACCACUAUCAACCACCCCCGUCCUCGACCAAAUUAUCCAAACACACCAUCGACGCCAUUUCAUGUUUCCCCACCAAACUUGCAAAUUAGACCUCGCCCUCCUUUUAACCCAAGACCUAUUCCAUCUCCUAACCCAAAUUACCAGUACCAACAAACCCGUGACACCCAAAAUCCAACCCCAUACCGAACCUUUACCAAUCUAGGUCGACCUGUUGACCAGUUAUAUGAGCAAUUAAAAGCUGCUGGGAAGAUUGGUACGGUACCCCCUAAGACCUAUCCCAGGGGAUUUCCCCCUGGUUAUGAUCCUCAAUCGUUUUGCGCUUAUCAUUCGGGAUCCCCUGGACAUCCGACGGCCAAUUGCUGGGCACUUAAGCAUAAAAUUCAAGAUAUGAUUGAUGCUGGAGACAUAAUUCUGAGAAGGAAAGAUGAACAAGGGCCAAGUGUUAGCAACAAUCCUUUUCCUCAGCACAAGGAUACUGUGGGAACUAUCACCAUAGAGGAAGGGAUUGAGGACCCUACACAGUACAUUGUAGACGAGGCCGAGAUCAUGGGGGUCAUUGGAGAACCGUUUAUAUUGGAGGAGGAAGCCUAUAAAGUUGAAGAGAAUACUGAUCCUUUUAUUUUGGAAAUGAUACCCUUUGAAUGUGAGCCUUCGGAACUCGUGGUACUUGAAUUGCCUGAGCAAACUCCUGUUCUUAAUUUACAAGAGGUCCCGUGGAAUUAUAGCGAACCUACACUGUUAAUUGGAGAGAGGAAGGUGCCUAAGAAGGAAGUGGAUGCCAUCACUAGAUCAGGGAGAAUCAUAGGGGAGCCUGCAGUUGAUGAGUCCUCAAAAGCAAAAGAAGGUGCUACACCAACGAAACCCAUAGUGACGGAUGAAGAGGCUUUUAAUUUCCUUAAGAUGUUAAAGAAGAGUGAGUAUAAGGUAGUCGAGCAAUUGGACAAGAUGCCCGCUCAAAUUUCCAUGUUAAAUCUGCUCUUAACCUCGGAACUUCACCGAGAGGCUCUGGUCAAGGUCUUAACUGAGGCUCAAGUGCCUAAAAAUAUUCCAAUUGACAAAUUCGCCAAUGUAGUUGAACAUGUUUUGGCUUCCAGUCGGAUUUCUUUUUCUGAUGAAGAUCUAACUGCCGAGGGGAUUGGACACAACAAAGCUUUGUAUAUCUCAGUCCGCUGUAACGGGAAACUCUUGCCAAAGGUUCUGAUAGACAAUGGCUCCGCUCUCAAUAUCUGCCCUUGGAAUACUUUGGUUAAGUUAGGAUUUCAAGAGACUAAAUUGCGGCCGUCAACCACUGUGGUGAGAGGAUUUGAUGGCGCAAAAAGUGAACCAAUGGGGGAAGUGGAUUUAGUGAUCGAAAUCGGACCUGCUCAGUUUCAGGUCAUGUGCCAAGUCAUGAAUUUUUCAAGUGUUUAUAACAUUCUCCUUGGACGGCCUUGGAUUCACACCUCGGGCGCUAUACCCUCUUCACUUCAUCAGUUGCUGAGAUUUGUGGUGAAUGAUCAAUUGAUCACAGUUUUUGCGGAGGAUGAUUGCACAAUGAUUGUUAACUCUGGACCAAAUGAGGAGGAUAGUAAAACAUCUCUGUUUUCUUCUCACCAUGUGGCUGACAUUGUUUCCGUAGGAUGGAUAUCUAAGGAGAAGCCCGUGGUGGAAAUGAAUCUGCCAGAAGCUAGUGUUAUGAUGGCUAAAGAGAUGAUUCGAGAAAGAUAUGAGAUGGGCAAGGGCCUCGGGCGCAACCUGCAGGGAGUUUUGGAGCCAAUAGAACUUCAAGGAAAGAAGGAUACUUUCGGAUUAGGGUUUCAACCUACUGCCAGGGAUAAGAAAGAAAUGAUGAAUCGUAAAAAGGCGGAGAAGGAAGGAAGGCAGCUUAUCAUGAAUGUCCCACCAUUGUAUUGUACUUUUCCUUACCCAUCAGAGGUGAUCAAAUCUGAAGUAGACCCGAUCGAGGAAGUGGAGGUUGGGUUAUCUGAGCUAUUUGUGGGGGUUAUUUCUGAAAGGGAGCCGUUGGAGGACCCAGGAUUUCCAGAGGUGCCUAUUGAAGCAAUGAAGAACUGGACCCAAAUUCAAGACGAGAGCGAUAACGAGGAAGAAUCUGAAUCUUUAUUAAAGGAUUUUGAACAAUAUGAGGAGAAAUCCAAACCGAACUUAGAAGAAACAGAAGCUGUUAAUAUUGGCACUGAGACUGAAGUUAAGGAGAUAAAAGUUAGCAUUCAUUUGAAUAAGAAACAGAGAAAAGAGAUGAUUGAGUUCUUGACCAUGUUUCAAGAUGUAUUUGCCUGGUCCUAUGAUGAUAUGCCUGGAAUUUCAACAGAUAUAGUGGUCCACCGAUUACCGACUGAUCCAAGUUUUCCACCAGUAAAGCAGAAACCUCGCAAGUUUAAGCCGGACAUGAGCCUCAAAAUUAAGGAGCAAAUCGAGAAACAGCUCAAUGCUAGAAUUAUUAUGGUGUCUCAUUAUCCCAUUUGGCUUUCAAACCCUGUACCUGUUCCGAAGAAAAGUGGAGAAGUGCGAGUAUGUGACGAUUACAGGGAUCUUAACAAGGCCAACCCGAAAGAUGAUUUUCCAUUGCCGAACAUUCAUAUUCUUUUGGAUAAUACCGCAGGGCAUGAGAUUGAAUCAUUUGCUGAUUGUUUUGCUGGAUAUCACCAGAUCUUAAUGGCUGAGGAGGAUAGGGAGAAAACUGCUUUUAUCACGCCAUGGGGGACAUUUUGA